UCGGUCCUCUUUUUCUUGGAAGCGCCCCGACCCAUCGUCACCAUGGCAGAUGAGUUUGACUUUCAAACCGGCGAGUCUGGCGCCUCCUCCACCUACCCCAUGCAGUGCUCCGCUCUGCGCAAGAACGGCUUCGUUGUGCUGAAGGGACGUCCCUGCAAAAUCGUGGAGAUGUCCACUUCCAAGACCGGCAAGCACGGACACGCCAAGGUUAACCUGGUUGGUAUCGACAUCUUCACCAACAAAAAGUAUGAAGAUAUGUGCCCCUCCACCCACAACAUGGAUGUGCCCGCCAUCAAGAGGUCAGAAUACCAGCUGGUUAAUAUCAAUGAUGGCUACAUGUGUCUGAUGGACGAGCACGGCGAAAUCAGGGAGGACCUGCCCGUCCCCAACAACGACAUCGGCAAGGACAUCGAGGCAAAGUUCGAGGCAUCUGAGGACUUCAUGGUCACCGUGCUGUCUGCCAUGGGGGAGGAAUGCGCCGUCGGCCUCAAGGCCAUGGCCAGCAAAUAGGGAGACAGACUUUGCUGCCCAGGCAACAAGCACCACCCACAACCGAUCUCUUGCAUUCUCAUUGGUUCUGUCACCAAAGCGUCGGCCUUCACAGACAACCUCAAUCAUUCUGUUGUGAUUUAUCUCCUCAUUGAUUUUUUUUUUUCCUCCUUCUCUUGUUUCUCUUUUCCAUUGCUUGUUGGGAAUGAGCCACGGCGGCGGCUCGCUGCCAACGUGGUUCCCUGCCUGAUCACUGAGGUUUUGUUUGGUUAAAACAGUCUACUUUAUAAAAAAAACAACAACAAUGACGUCAACAAUAUUGAUCAGUUGCUCAUUCCUGUUUAUUUUUGCCUUCGAAAUGUUGGUCUUGCCACUCACAUUCCUGAAUGUUUAAAUAACAACGGGAUCCAGCUUUUGUAUGAUUUAUUUUUUUAUAUUCUUUAGAUUGAAUAUAGCAGGUCUAAUGCCUUUUAGAGGGAAAGGGAGGGGGGGCUGGUAAUUAUUAUUUUUUUGAGUUUAAAGCGGCGGGAGGGAAUGCGGGCCCCUGUAUAGAUCCUGAACUCGGUUAGGUUGUCCCUCUAGCUGCCAUUCUGCUUUCCAGCAUGGCCUUUGCUCUGGUUCCUGUGUGGAUUUGGGCGCAACAAAAAGGUCGGUUUCUCCCAAAAAAAAAAAAAAAAAAACGCUGGGAUCGCCGGUGGCUAGCACUUAAGGAGCACUUGAGGUUCACCCCGGCAUUUCAAAAAGCUCU
Molecule: messenger RNA, 1237 nt
Organism: Myripristis murdjan (pinecone soldierfish)
Lineage: Eukaryota; Metazoa; Chordata; Actinopteri; Holocentriformes; Holocentridae
Product: eukaryotic translation initiation factor 5A-1-like
Exons: 5
Coding region: 43-510 (155 amino acids)
Biological process (GO): positive regulation of translational termination; positive regulation of translational elongation
Molecular function (GO): translation elongation factor activity; ribosome binding; RNA binding
Source: RefSeq, a predicted model, not a curated record